AUGUCAGUCUGUAGGGCCAUGGACGCUGUAGUUCUGGAUCCGAACGACCCGGCAUACCUGGUUUUGCCCAGUCUGUUACAAUACCUUACGGUGGAUGACAUUCUGGAGUGGCGCCUUACAUCCCGUCAUACCAGCAGUCCCAGGGUCUUAAUAGAGCACUUGUGCGAAAUGGGCAGGUUGGAUGAGUCCCAAUCCAUUCUAGAUUUCGCUAAAACAGUUAGCUUGGCUUCCAAAUGUCCUAAUGGCUUCAAUGCGGCAGCAUCGGGAUUCGAUGUGGAGCAGGUGAAGCUCUUCGAAAUUCGGUGGUGGUGUAUGAAGCUGGCGAGCGCAAGAAAGACACAUUUUGCAGAAAGUGAUGUGCGUCACAUUGUCGGCUCAAACCUUCGAAGCCUGCUGGUGCAGUGUUGGAGUGAAGAUGCCUCUGUAAGGAACUCCGCCCACAGCAUUGUUCUCAAGUACGGCAGCGAUGGACUCCUUUUUGUGAAGCAAUUGAUCGCGGAAGCCAUGCUUGGCCUGAUGGAGAAUCUCCUGACAGAGUCUGCGGAAAAUGCGGAAAUUAGCGAAUGGGCCUCGAUCCAGGUUAUGGUGUGCACACAGCAUCUUGUAAACGUCGUGCGUGUUCUGGAGAAACCUCAACGUCAACAGUGGGAGUCUCUGCUGGUCAGAGUCCUGCGUGAUCAGAAGUUCUACAACCCAAAAUUGAUUCGCAGCCUGAGGCUUCUUUUGGAGAGAAGCAAAGCGUUACCUGAGGGCUUUCUGAAAGACCGCCAGAGCCAUGCGGAGCUUGCUCACUUGUUCUUGGUUGCAGGGGCAAAGGACAUCCUGAAAAUGUCCAAUAGAGAACCUCCCCAGGAUGAGAGGCAUUGGAGGCAACAGGAAGCAAGGCUCUUCAAGCAAGAACAUGUUGCUGCUGGCAUCGACUUCCAGAAGUACGACGCCAUCGAGGUCGAGACCCAGGGCGGCUCUGGUAAGGAAGAGCCAGUCGACACCUUCCAAGAGGCCUGCGAGAAGUAUAACCUGCCGUCAGCUCUGACGGCAAAUAUCGAACGCUGCAGCUACAACGUCCCGACGCCCGUGCAAAAGCACAGCAUCCCUGCCGUGCUCUCGGGCAGUGACGUGCUCGUCACAGCACAAACAGGGA
Molecule: messenger RNA, 1141 nt
Organism: Symbiodinium pilosum
Lineage: Eukaryota; Dinophyceae; Suessiales; Symbiodiniaceae
Source: the annotation of a GenBank genome assembly